Molecule: messenger RNA, 793 nt
Organism: Prosopis cineraria
Lineage: Eukaryota; Viridiplantae; Streptophyta; Magnoliopsida; Fabales; Fabaceae
Product: thioredoxin-like protein CXXS1
Exons: 3
Coding region: 180-554 (124 amino acids)
Source: RefSeq, a predicted model, not a curated record
GAAAGAAAUGAGAAAUGAGAAAGUAAAAAAGAAAAGAGCGACAUGUAUAAUUUAAUGCGAUCUGAACACAUGAUUCUGAUGCUUUGAGAAAGCAUGAUAUUAUAAUUAUAGUUAUAUAAGCUAGGCAUCCUUUUGAAGGAGAAGAAGCAGACGCAGAAGAAGAAGAAACGAAGGGCCGCAUGGAGAAGGUGAAGAAGAAAUCUAGGGUUAUCAGAAUAAGCUCAAAAUCUGAAUGGGAAAAUCAGAUCAGUCGAGCAACCAACCAAGCCUUCCCUGUUGUGGUUCACUUUUCUGCUUUCUGGUGCAUGCCUUCUGUCGCCAUGAAUCCUUCCUUCCAACACCUUUCUUCUUCCUAUCAACAGCUUCUCUUCUUCUUGCUUGAUGUUGAUGAGGUUCAGGAAGUGGCAACAAAAAUGGACAUAAAAGCAAUGCCAACAUUUGUGAUGCUAAGUGGCGGAAGUGAGAAGGAUAGAAUAGUGGGAGCAAAUCCUCAAGAGCUCAAGAAAAGAAUUGAUGCUUUUCUUCAAUCCUCAUCUUCCCAAAAUUCUCUCUAGAUCUUUCAUCAUCAGCUUUAUUUAUUUAUCUAUAGUUAUUAUUAUUAUUAUUGUGCCUGUACAUAAGACUCCAAAGGUUGUUUUUUUUUUUUUAAAUGGUGUUUGGUUUUCGUGUUGGAUUGAAUUCGAUCAUUUUGAUUGUUUGUCGUUUAUUGUUUGUAAUAAACAUCGUUACGGACAAUGCGAUGUUUGUUUUAAAAUUCUUUGCCUUGGAGGUAUAAGUAGUAUGUUUGUUUGUA